Molecule: messenger RNA, 7177 nt
Organism: Daphnia magna
Lineage: Eukaryota; Metazoa; Arthropoda; Branchiopoda; Diplostraca; Daphniidae
Gene: Hr39
Product: nuclear hormone receptor FTZ-F1 beta
Exons: 10
Coding region: 772-3855 (1027 amino acids)
Biological process (GO): hormone-mediated signaling pathway; regulation of transcription by RNA polymerase II; tissue development
Cellular component (GO): RNA polymerase II transcription regulator complex
Molecular function (GO): zinc ion binding; nuclear receptor activity; RNA polymerase II cis-regulatory region sequence-specific DNA binding
Source: RefSeq, a predicted model, not a curated record
UGGCUCGAGCAGACAGCAGCAGACAGCUCACAAGAGAGAAGCUUAGUGGUGGUGUGUGCUUGAUGUGUGUCUGUGGUUUGUUUCACUGAUUGCUGUAGUUUUUUUUCUUCUUUUAUCAUUGUGUAUUGUUUGGUGUUUAUUGUGUUGUGUCUGUCGAAUUGACGAACACGUUGAAAAAGGAGCAAUCAGACGACAAACAAGUUCAAACUCGAAAUUGAAAAGAAGAAUGUCUCCUCGGUGUGAACGUUGAAAACACAAAACAAAACAAAAGCCAAUGAGCGUCGGUGUGUGUUCUUUGUCAAUCCGUUGACCGCUUCAACAGACACAGAGACCACAGUUGACUUUUUCGGCCCGACACUUGACAGAAAAAAAAGAAAAGUCGACAAAGUGGAAGAAGUUUUGGAUGACGCCAUUGGACUGUUUUGCAGGUAAUGGAAUGGUGACGCGAAUUGGGUGUCGGAAGUGCUGGACUCCGACCGGACAACGGGAACUAACAGAGCCGCUGAUGGAUCGAACGAUGCCGCUCCUCACGCAAUUGAAACGAUAACAAACAAUUUCAAACAAACAAAAAAUAACAGAAACUUAGCGCAAAAAAAACGGGAGAGGGAACAGGUGGUGAUAAUAAGAAGAAACGCAGAAGGAAAAAACGAAAUAAAUAAAAAAAAAAAUUGAAGUAUCAAAACUACUUGAGGAAAAGUUUAGGCGUUUUUUUAGUGCCAGUUCGCGUGUGUGUGCACGUAAGUGUCGUCUCGUCACAAAGUGCGGUGGGGAAUGAAUGACCGGCCGUCGUCGUCAUCACCCGGCGACGCCGGCAUUGCUCCUGCACCUGCUGCCGCCGAAGGAUGGGGUGCGAUGCUGCAAGAUUCGAACGGACCGGCUGGACCGGACACGAUCCAGCAUCACGACCAAUCACCUUUCGUGACCCAUAAUAGUAAUAGGAAUAACGGCAGCAGCCAAUAUCAUCACCACCACCACCAUCACCACCACCACCAAAACAACCUUCUUUAUCACCAUCACCAACAGCCUCCUCACUUUAUGAAAGGCGCAAUGGUGAAUGGAUUGAGCGGUGGGGAUGAGCCGUCCCAACAGCAUUUUCACCACCACCACGAGGCCGAAUCGGAUGCAGAUGAAGAAGUCAGAAGCCUCGACUUGCCCGCUCAAGUUGGCAUCGAUCUGCGGAGUAAGCGGGUCGGUUCGACCGAAGCGCUGGAUAGGGAACGGCCCAUGUCGUGGGAGGGCGAGCUGUCGGACCAAGAGGUCAGCCAAAUGGAUCAGGAACUAGCGGCAGCUUCUUCCACCUGUCCGACGGAAUCGACAUCGCAGGCAACGGGCGGACCUAGCCCACCUCAGCAACCGCCGCCUCCGCUUCCAGCUCAGAGCGUCAUGGCAACGCUCAAGACUGAGCCCAUUCACGAAGAAGAGGCGGAAGAGGAGCUGGACGAGGAUGAGCACGAAAUGGAAGGGAUCCAAUCGGCAGGGCCGGGCAGUCCGCAGCCGAUGUGCACCAACGCUGGAGACGAGACGCUGCGGCCCGAUGGAAAUGUCGGACAACAUCCGCAACAUCACGCCAUGCCUCCGCCGUCGUCGCUGUCGUUUCAUCAUCACCAUGCGCAGCAUCAGCAUCACGCAGCGGCGCCUCCGGCCGAGAUCAAAACGGAACUACCGUGGAAUGCGGAAUGCGGGCCCAAGGCGGAGUCGGUUGCAGGAGUCCGUCCGAGUCCGCCAUUGACGUCAUCGGCCGCCCCGGCGGCAGUGACCAGUAGUUUCAACACGACGACGGCCACGGCUUCCAAUUCCGGAUUCACUCCAUCAGCUGUUCCGAGGCCGACCUUCGGCGAAGCUUUCACCGGUCACACUCCGCUGGCCAGUCCGCUGACGAAUCGCCACCCUAUUCGGCUGCCAUUAUCAGCCGCUUCCGGUCUUCCACAUCCGCCAACGCCUUCGCCAGACUCGGCUAUCCAUUCUGCCUACUACUCACCGACGGCCAGUCCAGGCCAAUCGCGACACCGCUCUGGUAGCGGUUUGAGCUCGCCUUAUUCGCACCGGGCCAGCCCGUCUCUAUCGCGCAAUAAUUCGGACGCUUCGCAAUACUCUGUCCAUUCGCAGUACGGCGGAUCGCAGUACAGUUACAGUUCGGCGCCUUCGCCACUCAGCCCGUCACCUGCUCAAUCGCCCGUUCAGCCCAGGCACAUGGCCAUGUUGUCUGCCGCAGGUUACGGCCUGCCCGGCAGAUCUGGGGGCGGACUGGCCGGCAACGGAGAAUUCCCACCGUCGCCGCUCCUCUACCGACACGGACUUCCAGCCCCGUUUCCUGGUGCCACACCGGCCGGAUCUCUUCCCGGCGUCCGCGAUUUGGAGAUCAAAACGGAACCGGCCGGCGCGGCUGGCCAUCCUCCCGGACUGUCCACUACAGAUACGAACGAUGACAGCCGGGAAGGAUCGGGCGAGGAGAAGAGUUUGAAUCCGUCGGAUUUAGCGCAGCACACGGCGUCACUGGCGGCCCAGGCCGGCAUUUCCCGCCAGCAGCUGAUCAACAGCCCUUGUCCCAUUUGCGGCGACAAGAUUUCCGGCUUCCAUUACGGCAUCUUUUCGUGCGAGAGUUGCAAGGGCUUCUUCAAGCGAACCGUCCAGAAUAAGAAGAACUACGUGUGCCUGAGAGGCGCCGCCUGUCCCGUCACCAUCGCCACACGUAAAAAGUGUCCGGCCUGUCGAUUCGAGAAGUGCCUUAAUACCGGCAUGAAACUGGAAGCCAUCCGCGAGGAUCGAACUCGAGGCGGACGGAGCACUUACCAGUGUACAUAUGCCGUGCCCAGCGGAUCAUCGGGAACGCCGACGGGCGUUGCUGGCGGUGAUUCGUCGGUGGGCGGAUCUUCAUCGAACGGCGGUGGCAAAUUGUUGCUGACGCCCAACGGAGAUAGCAGCAGUUCCAGGUCGAUGGAUUCAUCCGAAUGGAGCUCGUCGCCUCCGUCGGCCACGCCAGGUGGCGGUCACCACCAUCACAACCACCACGGCCACCACAAUCCUCAUCUGCUCCAUCAUCAGCAUCCGCACCAUCCGAGCAACACUUCGGCGGCCGUGCCGCAGCUCUUGCUCGAAAUCAUGAACGUGGAACAUUUGUGGCAUUGCAACGAAUCGGACGGCAGUGCUCAGCAGCAUCGCAGCAGCACCGCCAGCUCCUCUUCGUCGUCGUCGAGCAGAGCGACGUCGAAUAAAGCGGGCGCCGAUAGCGGCAGCAAUCACAAUCAUGGAGGCACGGCCGCCGAAGGCGAUUCCGUCUCCAGUUUGUGCAGCAUCGCCGAUCACCGGCUCUACAAGAUCGUCAAAUGGUGCAAGAGUCUUCCGUUGUUUAAAAACAUCCAGAUUGACGAUCAAAUUUCCCUGUUGAUCAACACGUGGUGCGAGCUGUUGCUGUUUGCCUGUUGCUUCCGUUCGGUGGCCACGCCGGGCGAGAUACGUAUUUCGCACGGUAAAUCCAUCACGCUGGAACAGGCUCGCGCGCUUGGCCUCAGCUCGUGCAUCGAGCGUAUGAUCCAUUUCACCGAUCAUUUGCGGCGACUUCGUGUCGAUCAAUUUGAAUACGCUGCCAUGAAGGUCAUCAUCCUAUUGUCUUCCGACACGAGUGGACUGAAAGAAUCAGAGAGCGUGCGUAGCUCGCAGGAAUCAGUGCUCAAAGCCUUGCAGCAAUACACGCUUUCGCACUAUCCAGACGUGCCGUCUAAGUUUGGAGAACUUUUGCUCCGGAUACCCGAACUGGAACGCACCUGUCAGGUUGGCAAAGAUAUGCUGACCGUCAAACGCGAAGGAGACGGCCAAGGAUUCAAUCUGUUGAUGGAACUCCUUCGUGGAGAUCAUUAGCGAUUGUUGACGCACAAGAAUCAUCACGAAAAACAAAAAAAUGUUUUUUUUUUUUUUCUUUCUUUUUGACUUGACAAAAAAUAAUUUCGGAUUUUUUUGGUUUUUUUUUCGCGUGUCGUUCGUACACGAUUUUUGACUGUGAUGGAAGCUUCACGCGGAAAUGGAUUCGCAUUGGCUUUGCAACUUGAUUCUUCGUCACGCAACCGAUUCCUUCCAUUAGAAAAAAGAAAAAGAAAAAUGGUGAAGAAAAAAAAAAAAAGUUUUUGUUUUGGAACAAAAAUGUAAAGAAGAAGAAGAAAAAAAAAAACAAGAGAAAUUGGAAACCAGUAACCCAUUCCACGGAAUUGAACCGAUCCCCAGUGAAAGAAUAAGUAAUGAUAUGUUAAGUAGUGCUGCGUGCUCUAGUGAAGGAAAACCCAUUGCAACAAAGUUGGUUGUCUAUGCAAAAAUAAAACAAAAAACAAACGGAAAAAACUGUGCAAAAGAAAACAAAGAAAAAGGACCGGAAAAGCCACAAGAAAGUAACAGAGAUUAUUCUUAUUCCUCCUCCCUUUUCUUCUUCCUGUUCGGUCGAUGACGGAUCGAAGUGGAGCCGCAAUAAAAAUUGAAGUAAUGUUUUAUUUUUUAUUCAUAUUAUUAUUUUUGUGACGUUUUGGACCGUUGUUUGUCACCUCCCCCCUUUUGGGGUCAUUAUCCCUGCCGUUUAGGGUUUUUAUAUUUGCUCCUCUGGUUCCACUUAUGAGUGCAAUCCAACCCCGUUUCCCCCCGCCCAGCUUGUCUGUCCAAAAAAAUGUCUGUUAUCUCUCCAGUUUAUUUGAUUGAAUUCUUUCUCCUUUUGGCCGUCGACAUUUGACGGCUGAAAGAAAAGAAGAAGAAACCCAUGAGGCUAUUUAAUUCCUUUUGUAAACUAGGUGCUCUCUAUCUUUUUCUUCCUCUCUCUCUCUCUCUCUGUCUCUCUCUCUGUCUUCUAUUUUAUCAUUUUUCCCUUUUGGCAUAGCAAGCGGGAGAGAGAGAGAGAGAGAGAGAAUAUAUGAACGUGGUCAACCAACCGUCACAUCCAAAGUAUUAUGCUGCGAAUUGGGACGAGGGAAAAUGUCGCAACGUUUUCUUAUUUUGGGCAGGUGUUCUUCUUUUAAUUUAUCUUAUUGCCAUCCACACUCCUUUAAAUGAAAGCCGGUGAUUUUUUGUUGCUAUCGUUUCGAACAAAUUGAAAUGGGGGAGGGAAAACAAAUUAGCCGCUUGGAAAAUCCGCAACCCAGUGAUGCCAGGCAGAAAUAUAUAUAUAUUUUUUUAUUUUACUUUUUAAUUUAAUGUUUUUGUUUUUUUGAAUUUUAAAUUUCUGAACAGAAUCUCUCUUUUUUUUUUGGGGGGGGUAUUUCGUCGUUCAAUAAGAAAAAAGAGGCAACUACUUGGCAAUAAUAAUCAUUUUAAAAGGUUUAUAUUGGUUAAUGUUUAUUGUCGGGAUAUUUUGUUUUCGGUCAUUUUUUAUGCAACUGGAAUUGACUCACCGGAUGAUUCCCUACUCCCAAAGCCGCACAGUGUCACGUUCAUUCAUAACUUUCGGUUUUUCUUUUUUAUUUGUUUUUCUUUUUUUCAAGGCGGUUAUCUCCUGCUUUUACUUAGUUUAGUUCUUUUUCAACAUCUAUGUUCUUGUUAUUUUUCUAUAAAUUUUAAAUUUGAAGUCCUAAUUUUCUUCUUUCUUCUUUUGCUCUCCGAUUUCAAUUCCUCUGCUGUCUCUAUCUAUUUUUUUCAUUACACCUUUAAAAAAAUAAUUGUCAACAAACUAGAAUGAUGUAUGGGAGGGACUUUGCAAUCGUAUGGGGUUCCCAAAUAUGUGCCAUUUUUUUUUUUUACGAAAAAAGGAAAGAAAAAAGACGAUAAACAUUUGAUCAAAGGGCGACUAGUGUGGAAAACAAGAGAAUCCCCGUCUUUUUUGUAUCAAAGUACGAAAGAGCAACAUUUCGAGUGCCUUGACAUUGUUUUCUCUCGAAUCCUUUUUCUUUUUCUUUCAUAUCAAAUUUCGUAAAUUUUAAAGUUCCGGUGGUCUUGAUCGUUGCUCGAUUCCAACCUAUCACACGCAAACACACACAAUCGUGCAUAGUUCUUUUUUGCCCUAUUUCCUUCUUUGUUUAGUUUGAUAGCUUAUUAUAUUUCUAAUUUUCUCUCUCGGGUUUAUUGCCGGAAAACUAUUAAGGAAUUUGUGUUAACAUUUGCCCCCCUUUUUUUUUUCCUCCUCUUUUAAUCAGAAUUUCAUUUCAAUUGCAUUUUUUAUCGAUGCCGUUUGGGAGGUUUCAGGUGCAAUGGUUUAAUUUCCUUUUUUAAUUCACUUGAUUUUUAUAUUUGCUGGGAUGGGUAGACGAGAAAAAAAUGAAGGUCUUCUCUCCCCUUUUAAUUUUAUUUUCCAAUAAACUAAUCUCUGCUAGAAAUUUGCCGCUCUAUAAUAAUAUUCUUCUUUUUUUUUAUUUUAUUUUAUUUUUUUUAUUUUUCCUGCUCUUUUCCUUUAAAAACAACUCCCGCACCCCUAAGAAUAGUAAGAAAUAAGAAUUGUUUUGUUUUGUUUUAUACAUAAAUAUGGGUUGGAAACAGUGUACAUAUCACAAUAAUGUACCGUGACUGACUUAUCCCUGUUUUUUUUGGGGAGGGGGAGAUCUUGUGUGUGUGCGCGUCCCGUUUGAAGUAAAGAAAAGUUCGCCGUUCGCUCGAGAGUGAGAAACUAAAUAAUCUUGUGAACCCAAAUCAUUUCAUUUGCCCAUCCCUGGUUUUUCUCUUCCCAUUUGAAAACGUGUCUGUUGACUUGACCUUCUCCGUGUUGUGAUUUUAGCCAUAGUGAUGUGCAGCCAAACCCACCGUAUGUUUCCCCCUUUCCAUUAUUAUUAUUAUUAUUAUUUUUGGUUUUUUAAUUUUAUUUUCGCCCCGUCAAAAAACGAAGAACCACCGAACGCACCACCACAAUCUUCCGAUCCAUCCGUCUGACCCCGCCCUCCCCGAUCGAAUUGCUCAGCCAGUUUUAUUUUGCAUCGGCUAAACUGAGCUCUCUUAUAUUAUUUUUCUCAAUCCGCAGCUCCUUAAGAAAUUCCCCGACUUUCUUCUCUGAAAACAUUCUCUCUUGCUAAAUUAUAAUCACAACAUUUUUAUGGGGAUUUUUCAUGUUCGUUUAUAUGUUCAUUUGUUCGUUGGUUUCCGUCCGCCUUUUCGAGGCGGAGAUGAAAAAUUAGAGGUGAAGAAGAAGUAAUAAUAAUAUGAUGCAUUUUUCUCUCUCUCUCUGUGUGUGUGUGUGUGUGUGUUUGAUGCAAACGUGGAAAUAAAAUUCACCAGGUUGUUA